Messenger RNA from Lottia gigantea (owl limpet), 1773 nucleotides. RefSeq lists its product as hypothetical. Gene Ontology annotation, biological process: translation. Gene Ontology annotation, cellular component: mitochondrial small ribosomal subunit. NCBI's taxonomy places the organism in Eukaryota, Metazoa, Mollusca, Gastropoda, Lottiidae. The coding region runs from base 1 to 1773 and encodes 590 amino acids. The record is from RefSeq and is a predicted model, not a curated record. The transcript is spliced from 12 exons. Gene Ontology annotation, molecular function: methyltransferase activity; structural constituent of ribosome.
AUGGUAGAAAUGUGGAAUAUAGCCAUUCAGACUCAUGCAGACGAAGAGGCCGAGGUGUGUGCAGUACCACAAUUUAAGAUCAACACAGAAGAAAAAUGGGGAAUUGGAUGGAAAUAUUCACUGAAAUGCCUCAAUUGUGGAUACAUCUCUCCUGUGGUAAAAUUAUACAGGGAAAUCACGACUGGCAAAAGAGGUAGGAAAGCGGCUGCAGUAAACAUUAACUUACAAGCUGGAUUGCUAGACAUGCCUUUAGGCAAUUCAAGGACUAGGCUUCUACUAGCAGAUUUAGACAUUACCCCACCAGCUGAAAGUGGUAUGUCCAAGUUAUCCAGUUAUGUGAGUUCAAAGACAACUGACUUGAACAAUGAAAGCAUGAGAACUAAGGUGGAAGAGGUGAAAAAUGUCAAUAGACGAAGAGGUGCUUCCAACCCUAACGUGAUAAAUGUGGCUUUGGAUGGCCGGUACAAUUGUCUGACCAUAGGACACAGCAAGAAACCCGGACAAGGAGCAUCCCAAUCAAUCGGCAUUGCUUGGGUGCUUAUCAAGUUUGCCACAACAGACGGAGAUUCAACGUCAGCUACCGGAAUUGAAGAGGCAAUGAGAACUUUACAUCCUAUGUGGAAAGUUGAAAGACUAGCUGACCCAGCCCAUCUUAGUGCAUCUCAGUUUCGCCAAUGUUUUAAGGCUUAUUUUAGCGACGGAAUGUUCAGAGGCAAAACAAAAGUUGAAAAAACAAAUCAAAAGAAAACUUUGAGUCAGGACAUAAAAUCUAGGUAUAGUGGACCAAAAGUUAUUCAGUAUUUAGCAGCCAGAUUAUGUGGUGAUUAUUCAUCUAUUCACUCUUGUCUCAGAGAAAUAAAUUUAAGAGAUGAAGACUUCCAACCACAUUCAAUGCUUGAUUUUGGUUCAGGAUUAGGAACAUCUGUUUGGGCAAGUACUAAGUUAUGGAAAAGAAUAACAGAAUUUUAUUGUGUGGAUUAUUCUAGUGAUAUGAAUACUGUAGCCAGACUUCUGUUACAAGAUGGAAAAGAAGAUGGAUAUAUGAAGGUACCUGUUGUAUUUAGAAACAAACUGCCAGCUGAUUAUAAGUUUGAUCUAGUUAUUUCUACAUAUACUUUAAUGGAGAUUAAAAGUGAACAAGAAAGAGCAAAGUUGAUAGAAUCAUUAUGGAAUAGGACUGAAAAUUAUUUGGUUAUUGUAGAAAAAGGCAGCUAUUCAGGGUUUGCAUUGAUACAUGAAACAAGACAGCAUUUAUUAAAGUUAUCAAAACAAUCAAAGAAAGGCCAUAUAUUUUCUCCCUGUCCUCACCAUGAGCCUUGUCCUAAAUUAAAAGAAAAAAACUCUCCUUGUUUUUUUGAAGCCAGAUAUACUGAUCUUGACCAGAUGGAACCUGAAGGGCUAGAGACAGAAUAUUUUAGUUAUAUUAUUUUUAGAGUUGGUCCUAAACCUAACACAGAAUCUUUUCCAAGGAUUGUAGAUGAGCCAUUUAAAAUGAAAUCAUGUACACAUUGUCAUUUAUGUUGUUCAAAUGGUAAAUUACAUCAUGCAGUUAUUAGUUCACAAGAACAUGAAAAAGAUUUGUAUAGAUGCAGUAGAAUUCUAUUAUGGGGUGACAUGUUACCAGUUAGAGACAAACAACUAUCAGACAAUAAUGAUGUCAUAUCUGAGAAGGAUGACAUGUUACCAGUUAGAGGCAAACAAAUAUCAGACAAUAAUGAUGUCAUAUCUGAGAAAGAUGACAUGUUACCAGAGAAAAGCAACUGUGGACAAUAA